UCCCUGCUUACAUCAUAAACGAAAGUACGUUUGACCAGCAACACAAAACAGGGCGCUUCAAGCCAAACAGACGGUUCCUUUGUUGUCAAAACAUGUCUGGAAGAGGUAAAACCGGGGGGAAGGCCCGCGCGAAGGCCAAGUCUCGUUCAUCCAGAGCUGGACUUCAGUUUCCAGUCGGACGUGUACACAGAUUAUUACGCAAGGGAAAUUACGCCGAGCGCGUAGGCGCAGGAGCCCCCGUGUACUUGGCCGCUGUCCUGGAAUACCUAACGGCUGAGAUCCUCGAGCUGGCAGGGAACGCAGCCCGAGACAACAAGAAAACCAGAAUCAUCCCCCGUCACCUGCAACUGGCUGUCCGCAACGACGAAGAGCUCAACAAGCUUUUAGGCGGUGUUACCAUCGCCCAGGGAGGAGUGCUUCCAAACAUCCAGGCAGUGCUGCUGCCCAAGAAAACCGAGAAGCCAGCCAAGAGCAAGUAACGUUAACGGGGCUUCGCGAUCAUGGACAAUGACACAAACGCAGCUCGGCUAGUUUGAGUCCAAAUAAUGUUAUGUUCCCUACUUCACACUAUAUUGUGUUUGUUUUAAUGAAGAUGACAGCUGCAUCUUGUAAACUUUGAUUUUCUUUUUUUGGUGUCGAUAAUUGCUCUUUUGGACAGAUGCACUCCCUCACACAAGAAGAGAUCUACACCACCACUGGCUAUAAAUGGCCAUGGGACAUUUAACCUGCCAUCACGGUGGACUAUCCUCACUGGGAAAAAAAGAAAAAGAAAACUCCAUUCGUGGGAUGAAUGAACAUCAGUAUUUCAUCGUACAUGGACCAAUGUUGGUUACAGUUUAUUUGUCACUGCUUUAAAUUACAUGCAAGUCAUGUCCUUUAUCUGCUGUUCAAGUGAUUAUGUUGUUUCAAUAAAUGUUAAGGGCCAGUGGAAGGCACAAAGAA
Molecule: messenger RNA, 942 nt
Organism: Onychostoma macrolepis
Lineage: Eukaryota; Metazoa; Chordata; Actinopteri; Cypriniformes; Cyprinidae
Product: histone H2A
Exons: 1
Coding region: 93-479 (128 amino acids)
Cellular component (GO): nucleosome
Molecular function (GO): structural constituent of chromatin; DNA binding; protein heterodimerization activity
Source: RefSeq, a predicted model, not a curated record